Molecule: messenger RNA, 4706 nt
Organism: Heteronotia binoei (common prickly gecko)
Lineage: Eukaryota; Metazoa; Chordata; Lepidosauria; Squamata; Gekkonidae
Gene: PTK2B
Product: protein tyrosine kinase 2 beta
Exons: 31
Coding region: 267-3332 (1021 amino acids)
Biological process (GO): protein phosphorylation; signal complex assembly
Cellular component (GO): cytoskeleton; focal adhesion
Molecular function (GO): protein tyrosine kinase activity; ATP binding
Source: RefSeq, a predicted model, not a curated record
ACAGCUCUCUCACUCUGGUCUGUGACACAUAGCUUGCAGGCAGGGAGAACUGCAGGCGAAACCAGGAAGUAGGCAAGGAGAGGUUUAUCAGACGAGGCCUGUGGGGAAAUGGGGGCUCUUUGGAAGUGACCUCUAGCCCUUCUUCAGCUUUGUAGCCUGGUUCCAGCAGCAGAAGGGGGACUUCCAUGUAACUCUUUCCGUCCUUUCUCAGCGGCCCUUUGCUUCAAAGGAAGUGAUGCUGUAGCUGUAGGACCCCAUUUUUCACCAUGAUGUCCGGACUACCAGAGGCCCUGAGCCGGCUGAGGGCAAAUUCGCUCCGCAGCUGCUUCAGCCUGGCGGGGCCCUCUGAGUCCACCAUGGUGGCCGUGCCCAUCGACAUUGAUAAAGACGAAGUAAGGAUCCUCAAGGUUUGCUUCUACAGCAACAGCUUCAACAUGGGCAAGAACUUCAAGUUAGUGAAAUGCACUGUCACUACUGCGAUCCGGGAAGUGAUCAAAUCAAUCCUGCUGAGCGGGAGGAUUGGCCCAGACAUCCAGAUGGCCGAAUGCUAUGGAUUACGCCUGAAACAUGUGAAAUCUGAUGAGAUCCAUUGGCUCCACCCAGACUUGACAGUUGGUGAAGUCCAGGAGAAAUACGAAUGCCUGCACAUUGAGGCUGAAUGGAGGUAUGACCUCCAGAUUCGCUACCUCCCUGAAGACUACAUGGAGCGCUUCCAAGAGGACCGGACAACACUUCUGUACUUCUACCAGCAGCUCCGGAGCGAGUACAUGCAGCGUUAUGCUAGCAAAGUAAGUGAGGGGAUGGCCCUUCAGCUAGGCUGCCUAGAGCUCAGGAGGUUCUACAAGGACAUGCCACACAACGCCCUAGACAAGAAGUCUAACUUUGAAUUCUUAGAGAAGGAAGUGGGGCUAGACCUCUUCUUCCCAAGACAGAUGCAGGAGAACUUGAAGCCCAAGCAAUUCCGCAAGAUGAUUCAGCAGACUUUCCAGCAAUAUGCCCUUCUGCGUGAGGAAGAGUGCAUUAUGAAGUUCCUUGGGACACUUUCCACUUUUGCCAACAUUGACCAGGAAACCUACCGCUGCGAGCUAAUUCAAGGAUGGAACAUUACAGUAGACCUGGUGAUUGGGCCCAAGGGCAUUCGUCAGUUGACUAGUAAGGAAGCCAAGCCCACCUGUCUGGCUGAGUUCAAACAGAUCAAAUCUAUAAAGUGUUCACCUGUGGAGGAAGGCAGAGCCCUGCUGCAGCUUGUACUUACUGGGAACCCCCAGUCCCUGACAAUCAAGACAUACUCCCUUGCCGAGGCAGAGAACAUGGCCGACUUGAUAGAUGGCUACUGCAGGUUGCAGGGAGGCUUGGAGGACAGCUCCCUCAUCAUCCGCCCCAACAGAGAGAAUGACAAGAGGAUCAGCCUGCCCCAAGUCCCCAUACAGCACAUAGAAGAGAGAAGAUCCACACUGACAAAGAGCAUCAGUGGAGAUUCAGAUAUUUAUGCUGAGAUUCCAGAUGAAGCAUCCCGGCCCAAAUCUGGAGCGAUGCAGUAUGUGAUCUCUCGAGAAGAUGUGGUUCUGGGCCGGAUCCUGGGAGAAGGCUUCUUUGGAGAGGUCUAUGAAGGUAUUUACACUAAUGAGAAUGGGGACCGGAUGGGCGUGGCUGUGAAGACCUGCAAGAAGGACUGCACUGCGGAAAACAAGGAGAAGUUCAUGAGUGAAGCUAUGCUGAUGAAGAAGAUGGACCAUCCCCACAUUGUGAAGCUCAUUGGGAUCACAGAAGACGAUCCAACGUGGAUUGUGAUGGAGCUGUAUCCUUAUGGAGAGCUGGGACACUACCUCGAGCAGAACAAGGCUUCCCUGAAAGUCCUUACCCUCAUCCUGUACACCUUGCAGGUUGGCAAGGCCAUGGCAUACCUGGAGGCCAUCAACUGCGUGCACAGGGAUAUCGCUGUCAGAAAUGUCCUGGUGGCUUCUCCCGAAUGUGUCAAAUUGGGAGACUUUGGCCUCUCCAGAUACAUUGAGGAUGAUGAAUAUUACAAAGCUUCGGUGACUCGCCUACCCAUCAAGUGGAUGGCGCCUGAGUCGAUCAACUUCCGCCGCUUCACCUCUGCCAGCGAUGUGUGGAUGUUUGCUGUUUGCAUGUGGGAAAUCCUCAGCUAUGGCAAGCAGCCAUUCUUCUGGUUGGAGAACAAAGAUGUGAUUGGGGUGCUGGAGAAGGGGGACCGCCUGCCCAAGCCUGAUGCCUGCCCACCCAUCCUCUACACUCUGAUGACCCGCUGCUGGGAUUAUGACCCCAGUGACAGGCCCAAGUUCAAGGAGCUGGUCUGCAGCUUGAGUGACGUUUACCAGAUGGAGAAGGACAUCGUCCGAGAACAAGAGAGGAACAACCGCCACCGUCCCCCCAAAAUCAUGGAGCCCACCUCUUUCCAGGAGCCUCCACCAAAGCCCAGCAGGCCCAAGUACAAACCACCUCCUCAGACUAAUCUACUGGCUCCCAAGCUCCAGUUCCAGGUGCCCGAGGGUCUGUGUGCCAGCUCGCCAACGCUCACCAGUCCCAUCGAGUACCCAUCACCUGUCAACUCCCUACACACACCACCGCUCAACAGGCACAACGUCUUCAAGCGCCACAGCAUGAGGGAGGAGGACUUCCUUAGGCCCAGCAGCCGGGAAGAGGCCCAGAAACUUUGGGAGAUGGAGCGGGCCAAGAUGAGGCAGCUCCUUGACAAGCAGCAGAAGCAGAUGGCAGAGGAUUAUCAGUGGCUGAGGCAGGAGGAGAAAGCUCUGGACCCCAUAGCCUCUAUGAGCAGUGACUCCUCCCCCCCAAAACUUCCUGAGAAGGAGAUGGGCUACACCGAGUUUACAGGGCCCCCCAAGAAGCCACCCAGGUUUGUACCACAGAUGUCACUUCAGCCAACUCCUACGGCCAACUUUGACCGGACGGACGAUGCUGUGUACAGUGAUGUUAUGGACCUGGUGAAGGCUGUUUUGCAGCUUAAGAAUGAGGUCAGCAACCAUCCACCAGAGCGGUACAUCCUCGUUGUGAAGAAUGUAGGUCUCUCUCUUCGGAAGCUCAUUGGAAGUGUAGAUGACAUCCUUCCAGCUUUGCCUUCAUCUUCGCGCCAUGAGAUCGAGGGUACUCAGAAACUUCUCAACAAGGACCUUGCCGAGCUGAUCAACAAAAUGCGCUUGGCUCAGCAGAAUGCCAUGACUUCUCUGAGUGAGGAGUGCAAGCGCCAGAUGCUGACUGCCUCCCACACCCUGGCCGUGGAUGCAAAGAAUCUUCUGGAUGCUGUAGACCAAGCCAAGGUGCGAGCCAACCUGGUGAAGGUCUCGUUUGAGUGACUGAGAGAGCUGGCCUUUAAAGUAACACACAUACACAUAUAUAUAUUUAUAUAUAUAUAAACCCCUCCAGUUCCCCCAUCCCCCGUGCCACAGAAACUCUUGUGUCUUUGGUUUUGUCACGUCUGUCUUCUGAGAACAAAGGAGGAGACUCCUGAGAGAAGCCAUGCUCAGGGCAGGGAAGAGACUUUUGUCUUCUUGCAUCCCAUAGAACGUGCUGCUAAGGGCAGGGGUUGGGGGUGGGGGGAACGUGCAUCAAAGACCCCUGUCCUCUGGUGGAGGAUACUUAAGGCCAUUCAGUGGGGCUUUCUGAACCUUCACCACUUGUGUUAUCACAGAAAGUGGAUUGCCUGUAUUAUGUCCUGCUUCCUUUUGGGUACCUGUGACAGUGAGAGGUACCAUCCAUCUGGCUGGUGAAGCAGAUCAAAGGCAGGUGUGGGUGGGGCGGCUGGUGGGCCCCACAGUGUUCUCAGGGUAAGCCAGAGAAGGGUGGGUCAAGGUUGCUCCUUGGUUGUUCCAAGGGUUUUAACGGUCAACUGGGAACAGGAGACUUGCUAAGCGAGUCUCUUGAUGGAGAAAUUUCCCAUUGGGGAUACUGGUUUGUUGGAAGAGACUAUUUUGCUUCUUUGUACAUUGUAUAGAACAAUUUAUUUAACAACUAACAACCGAUUUGUGAAGCCCCCUCCCUAAUCCUUCCUUCCUUUCUUUCUCCCUCCUGCUUCCCAAACUUAAUUUGAGAUGAACCAAUGUAGGGGGAAUAAAUGGAUCUCCGAAUUAUGUAGGUCUGAAAGGACUGUAAGGGGGAAAACUUACUAAAAACUAAAGUUUCAAAUACGAAUGUAAAUUAGCAAGAAAACACACACAAGCACCUCUCCCUCCCAUGCUUUCAAUGAAGCUUGAAUCUGGACCUUGAUUUAGAAUUUAAAAUAGUAUUUGAAUUCGCUGGGGUUUUUUAGAAAUUAAAUAGGGCUCACAACCUUGAAACUCAGGCUUCACUAUGAAACAGACGUUUCAUGGAAAUCAUUCAGGUUUUUGAAGCUUUGAAGCCAUUCAUUCGUUUUUUAAAAAUCAAUUGUUUUGAAUGCAGGAUCCUCUCUCCUCCCCAAAAUUCAGAAUCCAUGUGCUUUUUCUCUUGUGCCUGAGAAGUCGGGUUGUGUUUCUUUUCUUAAAGAAAAGGCCUGGAGUGAGGUCAGCUGCUGACCUGAGCGUCUUUGUAAUAUUAUCUUGUGCAUUUAGAAAAAGGCAACUAUACCAGAAACCUUUCUGUUUGAUACGAUUUGUUGGUUUUAAACUGAACAUUGUGUGUUUUGGGGGGGCUCUCACCACACAUCUUAACAAAGCUGUUAUUUUUUGCUCGAGAUAAAUGAGGUAACCCAA